Molecule: messenger RNA, 4194 nt
Organism: Parathielavia appendiculata
Lineage: Eukaryota; Fungi; Ascomycota; Sordariomycetes; Sordariales; Chaetomiaceae
Exons: 3
Coding region: 1-4194 (1397 amino acids)
Source: RefSeq, a predicted model, not a curated record
AUGGCUUCCCCAUUAGAUUCGGCCACGUCCCGGCCCUCUUCGGGCGUGUCGAGCGUGAUCUCUCCUCCACAAAGAAUUCCGUCCCGCUCGAGGACACAGAGCAUAUCUAGCGAUCGACCAUCGACUGUCGCCUACAGCAUGAUGUCGCCUCCGCUCUCAGUGUCACCCGAGCCGGCCUUUAUCGCUGCGUCGGCCGCUUCACAGAUUGUCACCAACGACCAUGACAGCCAUGCCGAAACAUGGUACGACCAGCAUGGCAUCGAGCCGUCCGGCGAGACGGCAGCCGUCUCGCCGGGCGCCUUGCAGCUGGUCAACAACUUUUUGGACCAGCUCCUCUUCAACUUCCUCUCCGUCUCGCGCGCCACUACCCUCUCCGCCCUGCGUCCGGCCGUGUCCGACGUCCUGAAGCCCAAACUCGCAAAAGAUGCCAUUAACCAGGCAGAUGAGGAGUUGCGCGAGUAUCUUGGUGGGGAUGACGAAGACAGCGGCCACACCCAGGUAUCGACUGACUGGGAUCUGGAGUUGGCCUGGAAGAGGACACGCCUUCGCUGCAUGGUGUAUUCGUCCCUUGGAGAUCUGGAGGAGGAGGAUGAGGACUACUACAUGGAGCAGGGCCACCUCGACACCGGGCCCGAGGACCGCUUUGCGGAAGCCGUCUCGCCUGCCGUCGCCAUUUUCUUGACCUCCAUCUUGGAGUUCAUGGGCGAGCAAGCGUUGAUUGUCGCCGGUCAAGCUGCGUACCACCGCAUGCGCUCCAAGUACGAAAAGGAGCUCAAGGAAGGCGCACGAACCGCUACCGGCAUUGCCGACAUGAUCGUCGUCGAAGAGCUCGACAUGGAACGUGUUGCACUGGACCGGACCCUCGGCCGGUUAUGGAGAUCGUGGAAAAAGAAAAUCCGCUCGCCUGUCAUUGCCUCGAUGGACCGUUUGAACCGAUCCUAUUCUCGGGACUCCUUGCGCUCCGCAUCUGGUCAUAUGUGCUCACCCAGCAGCGCUGCUGAACUCGGUGUUCCGGCUACGGUCCCUGAGCCCCACACAGAAACAGAAUUGGAGAGGAGCGACAGUGCGAAUCAGGAUUGGGACCCUCAGGGGCCCUUGGAAGAGAGUCUGAUUGCUGCCGGCAUUCCCUUGCCCAUGGGCCCCAAUGACGUCGCGGAAAUCGAAAUGCCUGGCCUAGCGCUUCACAGGGACGACGAGACCGAGGAGGACGGUGCUCAGGAAGAAAGCGCGCGCGUGCGGCCAAGAAGUCUGACUUUACUGCCACGGAGCAACGCCCACGAUCUGCUCACGCUCAAGCCGUCUACACUGCAGCUCCUUAGGAGACGCUCAAACUCGCUGCCAAUCCCUGCUCGUCCUCGUCAUGUCACGCCUUCAGAAGUCCAGGUUGACCAACCCGUCAAGGAGCCGGCGGAGGUUUCUGAGCCGGCCCAAGCCGGCCCAGCGGACUCGCCUGCGGAAAGCCGACCCGGAGACAUUGCGGACGCAGAGUCUGACCUUGGCACUGGGGAACACGUCACGGAGGAAGAUGAACUCAAGGAUGAGGACGACGACGAAGUUUCUAUUGAAGAGCCCCGGAUUGUCAGGUCCUCAAGGGUUUCAAUUCUGGGACGCAGCCCGUCGACUGCGUCUUCUGAGCAUGGAAAGCCUGCCGCUAUUAACACAAGCCUGCCGGUUCGCACACCGAGCAUCCAUUCUGCGCGACUGAUUGAUGUGACUAGCCCGCGUAGCCCAGUGCCUGGUUCGCGACGCAGCUCGGUCGCCGUUUCCGACCCAGCCCGCCACUCCAGUCCGUCUGGGACCACGCGCGCCAUGACUCCGCCCGUUUCAGAAGAUCGGCCAGAGCCCUCUUUCGACGGCAGCUCAGGGGGUAGAUCGGCCGUCCAUCACGGAGCCAAGUCAGGACUCGCGGCGAGCGUGUCUAUCUCGGAGAUGGAACAGCACGCCGCCGAAAACGAUAUUGCUUCAGCAUCAGGUCCUGUCACUUCUGCCACUCAAGCAGGCGCCAGCCUGCCAGCCGCCCCGGAACCAGUGGUCAAGGAGCAGGAUGGGCCGGCUGAAUCUGCUGUUCAAGGCCACGUCCGAGAGCUUUCAACGCCUCCCAAGGCGAUGGCGAAAACAACCGUAUUUCCCGCUCCAUGCUCUCCAGUGUCCCCUGCAUCCACAGCUAGCAGCAGCUUCUUCAUUGAAACGAUGCCGGUUUUGCCGGAGGGGAUGGAAGCCCUAGAACAAUCUCGGGCAGGUGGUCAGCGAUAUCGUUCGUCGCCAACUGAACAGCUCCCGGCUGUCCCCGAAAAGAGUAUUGGGAGGCAAACGAUCGCCAACACGUCGGCCUUGCGGCAGCCAGCAGCUAUCGGCCAGGUGUCGGUGGAACGUUCCCGCGCUCGCAGCCUCUCGCAGGAAUCCUCGACUCAACCUCGUGAGCAGUCAGCGGGACGAACUCGGCAGCAAACGUCCUCUAGCUCUCCUUCGUCAACCAAGCUGAAGCCGGUACGGGCUUCUGAGGAGGGCGUGCAAGCUCGUAUUGACGUAGUGCGGGAUUUCGAGGAACUUAUCCAGAGUGACGAAACCAUACAGUACACUUUGACGCCAGAAAGCAUGCGCGACUUCGAUCUGCAGUCUCAGUCUACACGGUCCGUUGCCGCUGGUGGCUCAGCUGUCUCCGUCAAGACGAGGAAGAGCGAAGAAGCUCGCCAGGGCGGGUCACGCUCACGUUCGUCGUCGUCUCCGCGAAGCGAGACCAAGCCGCGCUCGUCUGGGUCAGGGUCGAGUUCCGUCACCGACACACAUCAAGCCAACCGAAACUUCACCAGCGCCACAGGCAAGCAUGGCGGUGUUGUACCACGGUCUCUCCCUCCUGUGCCGUCGAACCCGCGCGCCACCAGCGGGCCUCAGCCCAGAGAUGCCAAGUUACCUCGUGAAUCUGUUGCCGAGCUUGCUGAGUUCAUCCGCUCCACCGGGCCUGCUGGCGGAGUCACAGGGUCUGCGGCGUCCGUGGGACCGGGGAGGAUACGAAACCAAGGCUCUGUCUCCAACAUCAGCAUCUCGACUGGCAGGAUGUCCACUACGAGCAAUCCGAACCGGCCAAAGUACCAGGCUCGCGGAGCUACGGUUGACUACAGGGACGAUAACUCAGACUUGAUUGACUUCAUCCGGCGCGGGCCACCGAACGGCUCCGGUAACCCCCGUAUUCCGAGAGCCAUUGCUCCCUUCCGAACCACCAUGGACUCUGAUCAACUGUCUGGUGUUGCGAUUGGAGGCAGAGCGGUAGAUGCCCAGUUGCGCGAUGGCGAGUUCCGGAGUAGCCCGGCCUCCACCCACGUCACCGAGUCGUCGGUGCCUCCGUCAGUCCAGUCGUCCAUCAACUCGCACAGUGCUCUGCUUGCCAGAAACAAUCCCACGUCCUACGACGCAAUGGACGACGACGACAUGCCCAUGCCGAAACGUAAAACUCGCCGGGUGCGCGACCCGUACGCCAUCGAUCUAAGCGACGAGGAAGAGCUUGAAGACGAUGAUGAGUUGACGCCAAUGCCGCCCAAGAAGAGAGCGCCGGCAAAGGAGGAGAGCCUGAUUGACUUUCUGAAUAACUGCCCGCCGCCACAAGACCCGACCGUCCAGCCACUUAACAUCGUGCAAACACGGAGUUUGAAUAACAACAACUUGAAGCCAAAGAAAAAGGCCAGCGCACCGAGCUUGAUGGCCCGCUUCACGAGGUGGGACAGCAGCGCACAACAACAACAACAACCGGGCGCGUUGGUAUCAGCAAAGCGUCCCUCAAGCCCCAAAGUGUCCGAGUCUGCUCGGGGCCUGAACAGCCGGGCCGGCGGCGGCGGCGGCAGUGGCGGAAAGGGAGGGCACGUCCCGAUUCAAGUGAACAUACCCGGAGGUGUUGGGGGGGUGGACCAGUAUGCGCCACCGAUCCGCACCUCGUCCAAGGUGGCUGCCACGCUGGGAGGAGGCGGGCCAAGUCCAGGCCUAGCAGCAGCAGGUUCCUCCCAUGUUGGAGGAGGAGGAAGAGGACCACGGGUGCCGAUGAAGAGGUUUGAGCCGCGGGAGGCGGUCUCGGUGUCGAAUCGGACCGCGACGUCGGAUUUGGCUGAUUUCUUGAAACAUUCGGGGCCGCCUGGUGGUGGGGCGACUGUGGUGAUGUGGCGGGAUAGUGGGGAUGUCAUAUUUUUCGAGACUCUUUUGGGAUGA